AUGAAGAGACGUUGCAAAGAAGCAAUCCCGAGUAAGGAAAAGGGAGGGAAGGUAAUGAUCAUAGAUAUGAUGGUAGAGAACAAGAAAGAAGAUGAUGAGUCAGUAGAAACACAACUCUUCUUUGACAUGUUGAUGAUGAUUUUGGUUACUGGUAAAGAGAGAACCGAGAAGGAAUGGGCAAAACUCUUUCUGAAGCUGGUUUCAGUGAAUACAAGAUUACCCCUAUUCUUGACUUACGAAAUGAUCAAAAAAGCAUCAACUUGA
Messenger RNA from Thlaspi arvense, 264 nucleotides. The record is from the annotation of a GenBank genome assembly. NCBI's taxonomy places the organism in Eukaryota, Viridiplantae, Streptophyta, Magnoliopsida, Brassicales, Brassicaceae.